UGUAACAAUCUCUUCGCGCAUGUUCACAGUCUCCGGCUGGACGGUGUUAUCUUCUCCGCUCAGAGCUGAAGUAGGUCGGCUGUGUUAUCGGGAAAGACUUUCGUCUCUUCCGUCGGGAUCACUGUCUGCGGGCCGAAGAUAUCACUUUCCCAUCGGUGAGUAUUGAGACCGAUCCCGAGCGGGGAGAUCCGAUGUUGGCCGUGAGCCCCGAACUGAGGGCCAGGAAUUCAUUUGUUUCCCAACUAUCUGGGCUCGUCAGAAAUGUGUCAACUCCACUUAAUCUGCAUUGAACGAUCCAAACCAGGAGCCCAGGCUGUCUGUUUCUGCAGAAUUUAAAUGGAAGUCCCGCCGACAGGUCACGUGAGACUGUGUGCCGCAGAUUCGCCCCGCCCUCCGCUUUGUGAUGCAAGGUCACGUGGUGUGAUUUUGCCCACCGAGUCCCAUUAACUUCCCGAACUCGCCCCGCUUCCAGAGGCUCCUCGCGUUUGUCCUGGAGCUUUCUGGCUGUUGUGUGUUCUCCCGGACUGUGCUGGGUGAGAAAGGUGAACGUCCCAGGUUGUGGGAAUCUUUGAUUUCACUGCCUGCUUUACCGAGGACUGAUCUGGAUCCAAAGGACUGUGCAGAUCCUCGCAGUUACCAUGCAAAGCGUGAAGUGUCCGGAUGGGAAAUUCUCUAUAGUGUGUUGAUAAAAAUUUGACCUGCAGUGAGAGAUUUAUUGGAAGAAAACCCACGACUGAAGACAAGGGAACAGCAACAUGUGAACCAGCCCGAGGAUUGAGAGCAUCAACUGGAGAGGACCCAUCUGACUCUGAGAUUCCAGUGAUUCGGUCAGGAGAAAGUUGUGUUAAAAACAAGAAGGAAUUUGUCUCCAGGAAGUUCAAACAUGGCACACCAGUUUGGUUGUUUCUGUCCAGAUAUUUAAGAAGUGGAGCAAGGGAUUCAAUCGAUCAUCCUUCCUGCUCAGAUUGUGGGGAGGGAUUCACUCGGUCAUUUUACCAACUGGCAUGCCCUUCAUUUUACACAGGAGAAAGUCUAUUCACCUGCUCAAAUAGAGGGAAUGGAUUCACUCGGUUAUCACAAUUGAAGGUACAUCAGCACAUUCACACUGGGCAAGGCCAUUCACCUGUUCUGUGUGUGAGAAAGGAAUCAGUCAGUCUUCCCACCUGUGGACACACCAGUCAGUUCACUCUGGGCAGAGGCUGGUGAUCUGCUGAAUAUCUGGGAAAGGAUUCACUCAGUCAUCUGACCUAAUGGCACACCAGCGUGUUCACACUGGGGAGAGGCUGUUCACCUGCUCAGAGUGUGGAAAGGGAUUCACUCGGUCAUCCACCUUACUGGUACAUCAGCGAGUUCACACUGGGGAGAAGCCGUACACCUGCUCAGUCUGUGGGAAGAGAUUCACUGAGUCAUCCACCUUACAGAAUCAUCAGCGAGUUCAUACUGGGGAGAAGCCGUUCACCUGCUCAGAAUGUGGGAAGGGAUUCAGACAGGUAUCCCAUCUACUGAGUCAUCAGCGAGUUCACACUGGGGAGAAGCCGUUCACCUGCUCAGAAUGUGGGAAGAGAUUCGCUCACUCAUCCAACCUACUUAGUCAUCAGCGAGUUCACACUGGAGAGAGGCCAUUCACCUGCUCAGAGUGUGGGAAGGGAUUCACUCGGUCAUCUCAACUACUGACACACCAGCAAGUUCACACUGGGGAGUGGCCUUUCACCUGCUCAGAAUGUGGGAAGGGAUUCACUGAGUCAUACACCUUACUGGUACAUCAGCGAGUUCACACUGGGGAGAAGCCUUUCACCUGCUCAGAAUGUGGGAAGAGAUUCACUCAGUCAUCCAAUCUACAGAGACAUCAUCGAGUUCAUAUUGGGAAGAAGCCGUUUACCUGCUCAGAAUGUGGGAAGAGAUUCGCUCACUCAUCCAACCUACAGAGUCAUCAGCGAGUUCACACUGGGGAGAAGCCGUUCACUUGCUCAAACUGUGGGAAGAGAUUCACUCGGUUAGCUAACCUACAGAGACAUCAGCAAGUUCACACUGGGGAGAAGCCAUUCACCUGCUCGGUCUGUGGGAAAGGAUUCACUCAGUCAUCCCAAAUACUGGAACACAAGUCAGUUCAUAGUGGGGAGUGGCCAUUGUUAUGAAUCCCUAGGU
Messenger RNA from Hypanus sabinus (Atlantic stingray), 2145 nucleotides. Its product is annotated as gastrula zinc finger protein XlCGF8.2DB-like. The record is from RefSeq and is a predicted model, not a curated record. The transcript is spliced from 3 exons. Bases 1251 to 2135 code for a protein of 294 amino acids. NCBI's taxonomy places the organism in Eukaryota, Metazoa, Chordata, Chondrichthyes, Myliobatiformes, Dasyatidae. Gene Ontology annotation, molecular function: RNA polymerase II cis-regulatory region sequence-specific DNA binding; DNA-binding transcription factor activity. Gene Ontology annotation, biological process: regulation of transcription by RNA polymerase II.